This is a messenger RNA of Sinocyclocheilus grahami, 763 nucleotides long. It is a transcript of the gene haus4, whose product is annotated as HAUS augmin-like complex, subunit 4. Gene Ontology annotation, cellular component: HAUS complex. The record is from RefSeq and is a predicted model, not a curated record. The transcript is spliced from 5 exons. Gene Ontology annotation, molecular function: microtubule minus-end binding. Bases 29 to 763 code for a protein of 244 amino acids. NCBI's taxonomy places the organism in Eukaryota, Metazoa, Chordata, Actinopteri, Cypriniformes, Cyprinidae. Gene Ontology annotation, biological process: centrosome cycle; spindle assembly.
UUUCAUGUCGAUAUGAUGUUUGUCAGCGAUGUCUCAGAGAACAGAUUCAGUGUUUGUCUCGUCUCUGGGUAAAGGAGACACUUUACAUCAACAAGUUCUAGCAGCUUUUCCUUUGUGUGGGAUCUCAGAGGAGGAUUUGAUCCAGAACCCACAGUUCUGUAAGUUACUGGCGACUCUGUCUCAGCAUGUGGACCGAACCGGACUCACACAGCACCUCAGGAGGGACCGAGAGAAGGUCCGAGCCCUCACACUGAUGCACACUUCACAACCACAAGCUGUGGAGUGUGUGCUCGCAACACCAGGGUCAUGGGUUCGAUUCCUGCUGAUAAAAUACCAUUUCUGCAGCAUGCUGGAGCAGUGUUUGAUGGUGGCUCAGUGUGUGAAACAGAUGGACGUCAGCUCUGAUAGCACUGAAGAUCACAGCGGCAUUCUGGGACUGACUGCAGAAAGAGUCCAGAGACAAAUGCCUCCUGAACAGGAGCUGCUAGAGAUGAAGCAGAGGUUGCCAUCAGAACUCCUGCAGCAUCUGAAGAAGAAGGCCGUCAGUGUCCUGACUUACUAUCAGCCGGAGUGGGAGAAUGAAAGCGAGGGUCUCAGGAGUGUGAAGCUUUCCAAACUUCCCGAACUGCUGGACGCUGAGCAAAAGAGAGCCAAGAGCCUUACAGAGAAGAACCGAGAGAACGAGACGUUACUGCAGCGGCAAACACACGCGCAGCUGUCUGUGAGUCCAGAGAAACCACACGCAUGUCUGCAAGUCACCUGA